AUGCCUUUUUCAAGUCGCAACAACAGCCGAAAGUUUAGGACGUCCGACUCAAUACACAGCGAUGAAGAUCCGCUCAUUGACGAAGAAGCAGCGCUUCAAGGAUCCUCCUCCUCACCGGCAUUAUCCCGUCGAGAACGAAUACAACCAACCAAACCUUCUCGAUGGAAGUUGCCUUCACUGUCUUGGCGGCCUGCACGCAAAUUGAAACCAAGAACGGUGCCAUUUCAAUGCGACGACAAACAAAAGAAAAAGUUUGCACCUAAUAUCAUUAUCAACCAAAAGUACAACUUCAUUACAUUUAUACCAAUGGUGCUUUACGAACAGUUUGUCGUUUUUUUCAACCUUUAUUUCCUCCUUGUCGCCUUGUCCCAAUUUGUCCCAGCGCUUAAAAUCGGCUAUAUCGUCACCUACUUUGGUCCCUUAUGUUUUGUCUUGCUCGUGACCAUUAGUAAAGAAGCAAUGGACGAUUACCAACGAUACAAACGCGACAAAGAAGCCAACUCACAGCAGUACCAAUGUCUAACCUCUUCCGGCACACGCAAUAUCCCCAGUUCCAAGAUCCGAGUCGGUGAUAUGAUUUUGAUUCAAAAAGAUCAACGAAUUCCAGCAGAUAUGGUUUUGCUGCGGACUACUGAAGAAAAUGGAGCGUGCUUUAUUCGUACCGAUCAACUGGAUGGUGAGACAGAUUGGAAAUUACGACUUGCUGUACCGUCCCUGCAACGACUGUCUUCCGACAAUGAAUUAAUGCACCAGCAAGGGAGCAUUUAUGCUGAUGCACCGCACAAGGAUAUUCACAAUUUUGUCGGCACAUUUACCCACAUUGACGAGGAUACGGGUUUGGAACAAGUGGAACCACUGGGGGUUGAGAACACCAUGUGGACAAACACUGUGCUAGCCUCUGGCUCCGCUAUUGGAUUCGUCGUUUACACGGGCAGAGAUACGCGAGCCGUCAUGAACACCAAUCAUCCCGAGACAAAAGUAGGUUUACUCGAUCGCGAAGUAAACCGACUCGCCAAGAUCUUGUUCCUCGUCACGCUUGGUAUAUCCAUUAUUAUGGUUGGUCUGAAUGGAUUCCAUGGGCUCUGGUACAUCUAUGUAUUCCGAUUCUUGAUUUUGUUUUCUUCCAUUAUCCCGAUCAGUUUACGUGUUAAUCUUGAUAUGGGUAAAACGGUGUACGCUCGUCAAAUUGAAAAUGAUGACGAGAUCCAGGGUACCAUUGUGCGUACCAGUACGUUGCCGGAAGAGUUGGGACGCAUCGAAUAUUUGCUGUCGGAUAAAACAGGCACACUCACGAAAAACGAUAUGGAAUUGAAGAAACUUCACAUGGGAACCAUGUCUUACAGCUUGGAUACAAUGGAUGAAAUUCAAACCCACUUGGCAACUGCUUUUGGUCAUCAUGAUGCCGGUGCCAAUACACUCAUCCCAACCGGGAGCGGGAUCAUGGGGCUGACUGGUAAAGGCCGUCGUAAUAUUUCAUCUCGUGUCAGGGAUAUCGUGCAAGCAUUGGCGUUAUGUCACAACGUUACACCAGUGGUGAUGGAAGAUGGCAGUAUUACGUACCAGGCAUCAAGUCCCGAUGAAGUAGCGAUCGUCAAAUGGACCGAGCAUAUGGGCAUGGCGCUGGUGGCGCGCGAUAUUGCAAAGAUCCAACUGCGAGUGAACUCGACGGGUGAACUGCUGGAUUUCGAUAUUUUAAACAUCUUUCCAUUCACCAGCGAAACAAAACGUAUGGGAAUCAUUGUGCGUGAGUGUCAAUCGGGCGAAAUCACCUUUUACGAAAAAGGUGCCGAUGCAGUCAUGACCCGUAUUGUCCAAUACAACGAUUGGCUGGAUGAAGAAUGUGGAAAUAUGGCACGCGAAGGCUUACGUACGCUUGUGGUUGCGCGAAAACGAUUAUCGGAUGAAGCUUAUGAGAGUUUCAAAGCGAGAUUCCAUGAAGCUGAAAUUUCGAUUCACGAUCGUAAUGCUCUCAAACAGACUGUCAUUGAAACAGUUUUGGAGACCGAUCUGGAACUGCUCGGUUUGACAGGUGUAGAAGACAAGUUACAGGAUGGGGUCAAGAAUACACUGGAAACAAUGCGGAAUGCGGGAUUAAAGAUAUGGAUGCUUACAGGCGACAAAAUUGAAACCGCCACUUGUAUUGCUGUUUCCUCGAAACUCGUGUCUCGUAACCAAAUGAUCCAUCAAGUUUCCAAAUUACGAACUGCCAUGGAAGCUUUGGAUGAAAUGGAUAAUUUGCAAUCCAAAACGGAUUGCGCUCUUGUGAUUGACGGAGAAUCGCUUCAAGUAUGCAUGGAUUACUGCAUGGAUGAAUUCAUCGACGUCACCACACGAUUACCAGUGGUCGUAUGCUGUCGCUGUUCGCCAACGCAAAAGGCGGAUAUCACCCGAUUGAUUAAGCACCAUACAAAGAAGCGGGUCCUAUGUAUCGGUGACGGUGGUAAUGAUGUGAGUAUGAUUCAAGCCGCUGAUGUUGGUGUCGGUAUUGUUGGCAAAGAGGGGCGACAAGCAUCCUUGGCUGCCGAUUUUUCAGUGACUCAAUUUAGCCAUCUUACGAAAUUACUAUUGUGGCACGGAAGAAACAGCUAUAAGCGAUCGGCCAAACUUUCCCAAUUUGUGAUUCAUCGCGGUCUGAUUAUUUCGGUGAUGCAAGCGGUAUUUUCAGCCUUGUUCUACUUUGCUCCCAUUGCUCUUUACCAGGGCAUGCUCAUUGUAGGCUAUGCGACCAUUUACACCAUGGCUCCCGUCUUUUCUCUCGUUUUGGAUCAAGAUGUGAAUGAAAAUAUUGCCCUUUUAUAUCCAGAAUUGUAUAAAGACCUGACAAAGGGACGAUCACUUUCUUACCGAACCUUCUUCACAUGGCUGCUGAUCAGUGUUUAUCAAGGUGGUGCUAUCAUGGUGCUGUCUAUUCUUCUAUUUGAAGAUGAAUUCAUCCAUAUUGUAUCUAUUUCAUUCACGGCUUUAAUUUUCAAUGAACUGUUGAUGGUGGCACUUGAAAUUAAUACCUGGCAUCGAAUCAUGAUUAUUUCCGAGAUAGUCACGAUGCUCAUAUAUAUUGGUUCGAUGUGGCUCUUGCCCACGUAUUUUGAUAUGUCAUUUAUUUUGACUGGGAGAUUCAUCUGGAAAGUGGCUGUCAUCACGGCUGUGAGCAGUUUCCCAUUGUAUAUUGCGAAAAUCAUCAAGCGUCGCUAUGCUCCCCCUAGUUAUACAAAGCUGACGUGA
This is a messenger RNA of Radiomyces spectabilis, 3222 nucleotides long. RefSeq lists its product as uncharacterized. The record is from RefSeq and is a predicted model, not a curated record. The transcript is spliced from 24 exons. NCBI's taxonomy places the organism in Eukaryota, Fungi, Mucoromycota, Mucoromycetes, Mucorales, Radiomycetaceae. Gene Ontology annotation, molecular function: ATP binding; ATP hydrolysis activity; ATPase-coupled intramembrane lipid carrier activity. The coding region runs from base 1 to 3222 and encodes 1073 amino acids. Gene Ontology annotation, biological process: endocytosis; retrograde vesicle-mediated transport, Golgi to endoplasmic reticulum; phospholipid translocation. Gene Ontology annotation, cellular component: plasma membrane; endosome; trans-Golgi network.